AAGGGGAAGGGGCGCCGAGCCAGGCCCACCUCUCCAGAGCUAGAGUCCUCUGACGACUCCUACGUCUCAGCGGGUGAAGACCCCCUGGAAGCCCCUGUCUUUGAGAUUCCCAUCCAGGACAUGGCAGUGGUCGUGGGGGCGGAGGUGCUGCUCAAGUGCAUUGUCACAGCCAAUCCCCAGCCGGAAGUGUCCUGGAGGAAGGACGGGGUGCCGCUGCGGAGCAGCACGACGCGGCCCAUCAAAGCGGAGGGCGAGCGUCACACCCUGCUUGUCCGGAGCGCCCGGGUAGCCGACGCCGGGCUCUGCCACGCCACCCCCCCUGCUGUGGAGCGGCAUGGGAACUUGGCACCCCCCCUCGGCCAGGCCAGCCCCAUCACCUCUGACGAGGAGUACCUGAGUCCCCUGGAAGAGUUCCCUGAAUCUGGCACCCCUCAGCACCGACCGGCCAUGAAGCUGCAGCCUAGAGCCGAGCAUGGGGCUGCCCACGGCUCCCCGGAGAGCACCUUCAAGGCUGCACCCACCUUUGAGGUGUCCCUGUCAGACCAGUCGGUGCUGGAGGGGCAGGAUGUCAGCAUGAGCGUCCGCGUCCGUGGGGAGCCCAAGCCCAUCAUUUACUGGCUGAGGAACCGGCAGCCAGUGAAGUACGGCCGCCGGCACCACGCAGAGGCAGAAGGGGCGCGGGGGCUUUUCACGCUGCACAUCCUGGCGGCAGAGCGCGCUGACACCGGCUUCUACACCUGCAAGGCCGUCAACGAGUAUGGCACCAAGCAGUGCGAGGCCAAGCUGGAGGUCAGAGCUCGCCCUGAGUGUCAGUCCCUGGCCAUCGUGGUUCCCCUGCAGGACGUGGUGGUCGGGGCAGGGGAGCUGGCCCUCUUUGAGUGCAUGGUGGCUGGCCCACCAGACAUGGACGUGGACUGGCUUUCCCGGGGCCGGCUGCUCCAACCCGCCCUGCUCAAAUGCAAGAUGCAUUUUGAUGGGCGCAAGUGCAAGCUGCUGCUCACCUCCGUGCAUGAGGACGACAGCGGGAUCUACACCUGCAAGCUCAGCACUGCCAAAGAUGAGCUGACCUGCAGCGCUCGGCUGACGGUGCAGCCCUCUGUGCAGCCGCUCUUCACCCGCAAGCUGGAGGACGUGGAUGUGGUGGAAGGGCGGACAGCACGUUUUGACUGCAUGAUCAGUGGGACUCCCCCUCCGGUGGUUAUCUGGACCCAUUUUGGCAAGCCAGUGCAGGAGGGGGAGAAUGUGCGGAUACAGCAGGACGGGGGGCUGCACUCACUGGUUAUUGUGCAUGUGGGCAGUGAGGAUGAGGGGAAGUACACGUACACGGUGACUGCCGGGAAUGCCCACGGCCAUGUGGAGUGCUCUGCUGAGCUCUAUGUGGAGGAACCACGGCCAUCUGCUGCCUCCCAGAUCUCCAAGCUGGAGAAGAUGCCAUCCAUUCCAGAGGAGCCAGAGCAGGCAGAGACAGAGAUAGAGUGCUUCACCAUGCCCGAUUUCCUGAAGCCGCUGCACAACCUCGAUGUGGUGGAGUCCAAGGAGGCUGUGCUGGAGUGCCAGGUGGCCGGGAUGCCCUACCCCUCCAUCACUUGGUUCCACAACGGCUCCCGCAUUGACAGCACGGAUGACCGCAAGAUGAUGCAGUAUAAGGACGUCCAUCGCCUGGUGUUCACAGCCGUCACCCACGCACACGCUGGUGUCUAUAAAAGCGUCAUUGCCAACAAAGUGGGGAAGGCCACGUGCUACGCACACCUCUAUGUCACUGAUGUGGUACCAACGCCUCCGGAUGGACCUCCCACUGUGGCCUCAGUGACAGGCAGAGCCAUCACACUGACCUGGAACAAGCCCAAGUGGCUGGACACUGCCAUAGACCCUAAGUCCGUGACCUACGUGGUGCAAAUGCAAGUGCUGGGUACAACACAGUGGCUGGUGCUGGUGGCUGGCGUGGGGAAAACCACUUACACAGUGUAUGGGCUGACCAAGGGUGCCCAGUACCUCUUCCGUGUCAUUACUGCCACCCCGAAGACCAACAGCAAGCCCUCCCCUCCUGUGGGGCCUGUGCAGCUUCUGGACCGGGGUCCGUACCUGGAAGAGGCUCCAGUCAUCCUGGACAAGCCAGAUGUGGUGUACAUGGUGGAGGGUCAGCCAGCCUCCAUCACCAUCACCAUCAACCAUGUGGAGGCCACUGUCACCUGGAAGAGCUGGUGUACCUGCAGGGGUGGGCAGGUGCUGGGAGAGAAGGAGGGCACCUGUGAAGUGACGAUGCCGGACGACGACCAGCACUGCCUGCGACUGCUGCGCGUGGGCCGGGGGGCGGUGGGGUCGCUGGCCUGCGAGGUGAGCAACCGCCACGGCACUGCCUGCUGCACCCUGCGCCUCCGCCUCGCAGAGGCACCACGCUUUGAGUCCAUCAUGGAGGACAUUGAUGUCCAGGAAGGGGAGACGCCACGCUUCGCUGUGGUGGUCGAGGGAAAACCACUGCCAGACAUCAUGUGGUACAAGGAUGGGGUCCUGCUGGAGGAGAGUAGCCACCUGAGCUUCGUGUAUGAGGACAAUGAGUGCUCACUAGUGGUGCUGGGUGCUGCCGAGCCUGACAGCGGUGUCUACACCUGCACAGCCAAGAACCUGGCCGGGGAGGUCUCCUGCAAGGCGGAGCUGGUGGUUCGAUCAGCCCAGCCCGCGGCCGAUGCUGCCAUGGAGGAGGAUGCACUGCACAAGGCACGACGCCUGACUGAUUACUACGACGUGCAUGAGGAGAUUGGGAGAGGGGCUUUCUCCUACCUGCGGAGGGUGACAGAGAAGAGCAGCCGGAUGGACUUUGCUGCAAAGUUCAUCCCCGGGAGAACGAAGGCCAAGCAGUCAGCACGCCGGGAGCUGCACAUCCUCUCACAGCUGGACCACGAGCGCAUCGUCUUCUUCCAUGAUGCCUUCGAGAAGAAGAAUGCUGUCAUCAUUGUCAUGGAGCUAUAUCCUCUGGAGCUGCUGGAUAGGAUGGCAAGGAAGCCUUCAGUGUGUGAGUCUGAGGUCCGGUCCUACAUAAGGCAGGUCCUGGAGGGGAUCUGCUACCUGCACCAGCACAAAGUCCUGCACUUGGACAUCAAACCAGAAAAUCUCCUGAUGGCGGAUUUGAGCAGUGAGCAGGUCCGGAUCUGUGACUUUGGAAAUGCUCAGGAGCUGACUCCCGAGGAGCCACAGUACUGCAAGUAUGGCACCCCUGAGUUCGUGGGCCCCGAGAUCGUCAACCAGAGCCCUGUCUCCAGUGUCACAGACAUCUGGCCCGUGGGGGUCAUCGCCUACCUCUGCCUGACUGGGAUCUCACCCUUUGUGGGAGAGAACGACAAGACAACGUUGAUGAACAUCCGCAACUACAACGUGGCCUUUGAGGAGAGGAUGUUCCAGGGGCUCACACGGGAAGCCAAGGGAUUUGUCAUCAAAGUGCUGGUCAACGACAGCCUGAGACCUAAUGCAGAGCAGACCCUGGAGCAUCCCUGGUUCAAGACGCUGGCCAAGGGGAAGGUCAUCAGCACUGAUCACCUAAAGCUCUUCCUCUCCCGUCGGAAGUGGCAGCGCUCACAGAUCAGCUACAAGUGCAACAUGGUGCUGCGCCCAAUCCCAGAGCUGCUGGAGGACACGUCCAAUCACCUCUCCAUUGCUGUGCCCCGGCACCUCAAGGAGUCACCAGCACUGUCAUCCUCCUCAGACUCAGACGACCUGGAUGAGCUGCCUUUUAUCCCCAUGCCCCACCAGAUGGAGUUCUCUGGCUCCCGCAUGUCACUCAAUGAGAUCCCUACAGAUGAUGAGGCCAUUGGGCCAGCUGAGGGGCCAUGCCUGGAGGGGGAGAUGCCAGAGGACGUCUCUGCCAUGGAGUGGCAGAGCCAGGGUGUGGGGAAGCCUGGGGUGGCCCUGGGGAAGCGGCCAAGGGGCACUGGCCCACGGCGGCCAAGCACAGAGGUGGAGGCACCUGGCUCCUCUGACGAAGAAGCCCCUGAAGCCCAGAAGCGGCCAGAGUACCCCCGCAAAGCCAUGAGGAAGGGCUCAAGCCUGGAGUCCCCAGGAAGCACCCCCUCACCAGACACAGCUGGCUCACCAACACCCCCUGUGGUAGAGAUCACCACCCCCCAGGCCCCCACCAUCAAGGCUGCCUUGGACAGGAGGCACAUUCCAGAGGAGCGUGGCCAGCCCAGAACCACUACGGCUGCCACCACCCCGGGGAAGAAGCCCAUGGUCAUGCAAGCCAUGGGAGCUGUGCGAGAUGAGCAGCCAGCCACUGAGGAACCCCCUCAGCCCCCACCCACCACCCCUGCUGAGCCGCCUGUGCCAGCAGCACCAGCACUGAGGGAGGAGGCAAAGCCCACCAGCUCCUCUAGUUCCCUGCUCAUCCAGGACAUCGACUCAGAGGAGGUCUUUGAGGCCAAGUUCAAGCGGGGCCGGGAAUCAUCACUCAGCCGGGGGCUGAAGCUCCUCUCCAGCUCCCGCUCCGAGGACCGGCACCUGGCCAGCCCCCUGGCCCCUGAUGAGGGCAUCUACCGUCCCACACCAGCCGGCGCGCCCCUGGAGCUGCGCAGGGACCGGCCCACGGGGCUGGCGGCCAAGUCCAAGUCAGUGCAGGACCUGCACGAGGUGGAGAAGGACGGGGGCUUCUUCCGGAGGAUGUCCGUGCUUCUCAAGCGGACCCCACCUGCCGAGCGCAAGAAGAGCAAGGGGGAGGACGGAGGUGUGGAAGGCGAGGCGCUGACCCUCUGCUGCCUGCCUGCUGGCAGCCCAACCCCCAGAAUCCUCUGGAUGAAAGACAAGAAGUCCCUGCAGCCAGACAGUGCACUGAACGUAGUGUCCUGCAAGGAUGGCCGGCAGAUGCUCACCAUUGCCAAGGUCUCCAGGAAGGAUGCUGGGCUGUAUGAGUGUGCAGCUGCCAACGCCCUGGGCACAGCCAUCAGCUCCUGCACGCUGGCUGUAGCACGGCUCCCUGGGCGGCCAGGCACCCCGGAGAUCCCCCAGAAGUACAAGAACACAGUGCUGGUGCUGUGGAAGCCUGCAGUGAGCAAAGCCCCCUGCACCUACACGCUGGAGCGCAGGCUGGAUGGGGAGCAUGAGUGGAAGAUCAUCAGCACUGGCAUUGCUGACUGCUACUUUAACGUGACGGAUUUGCCCCCUGGGAGUGCUGCCAAGUUUCGGGUGGCUUGUGUCAACAAGGCUGGACAGGGGCCCUACAGCACCCCCUCUGGGAAGGUGCACCUCGAGGUAGCAGAUGCCCAAGCAUCCCCAGCCAAGGACAUUGUCAUCCCUGUCCCUGAGAAGACGGCUUCCAGCCGCUCAACCCAGACAUCUGUGGGGCAGCUGGAGCCACCAGCCAUGGGGGUCCCCCCCACCACACCGCCCCGCAAGCACAAGGGAGUGGUGCAGAAGGCAGAUGGGGUGGCACAGGCGGAUGUCCCCCCAGAGUUCUCCCCCACUUCCACAGUGUCGACCACCCCCAGUUCAGCCCCCACACUCUCCUCCACCCCCAACGCCACACCCACGCGGAAGAUGCCCCCCUACAUGGUCACUUCCUUCGUCUCCAUGCCCCCCACAUCACCUCCUGUGCAGGAGCCCACCAGCACCACCCCAUCCUCCAAGGAGACCCCAGCUGACAGUGGGGUCCCAGGGGCUAAGGAUGGCACGGCUCUGCGGCAGGGGGUCCCCCAAAAGCCCUACACUUUUCUGGAUGAGAAGGCGAGGGGUCGCUUCGGGGUGAUCCGGCUGUGCAAGGAGAACUCCACAGGGAAGCACUUCAUGGCCAAGAUCGUGCCCUACGAGGCAGAGAGGAAGCAGAGCGUGCUGCAGGAGUACGAGAUCCUCAAGGCACUGCACCACGAGCGCAUCAUGGCCCUGCACGAGGCGUACAUCACCCCCCGAUACCUGGUGCUCAUAUGUGAGAACUGUGCUGGCAAGGAGAUCCUCUACAGCAUUGUCGACAGGUUUCGCUACUCGGAGGACGACGUGGUGAGCUAUGUGCUGCAGCUCCUGCAGGGCCUCGAGUACCUGCAUGGCCACCGCAUUGUGCACCUCGACAUCAAGCCAGAUAACAUCAUUGUCUCGGGCAUGAAUGCCCUCAAGAUCAUCGAUUUUGGCAGCGCCCAGACCUACAACCCCCUUGUGCUGCGGCAGCUGGGGCGGCGUGUUGGGACCUUGGAGUAUAUGUCGCCAGAGGUGGUGAAGGGGGACCCAGUGGGCUCUGCAGCAGACAUCUGGGGCGUUGGCGUCCUUACCUACAUCAUGCUCAGUGGACGGUCACCAUUCUUCGAACUGGACCCCAUCGAGACAGAGAAUCGCAUCCUGGCAGGGCGCUUUGAUGCCUUCAAGUUGUACCCCAACGUCUCGCAGGGUGCUGCCCUCUUCAUCCGCAAGGUCCUUGCCGUCCACCCCUGGUGA
Molecule: messenger RNA, 6405 nt
Organism: Chaetura pelagica (chimney swift)
Lineage: Eukaryota; Metazoa; Chordata; Aves; Apodiformes; Apodidae
Product: striated muscle-specific serine/threonine-protein kinase-like
Exons: 40
Coding region: 121-6405 (2094 amino acids)
Biological process (GO): muscle cell differentiation; protein phosphorylation
Molecular function (GO): ATP binding; protein kinase activity; protein binding
Source: RefSeq, a predicted model, not a curated record